Messenger RNA from Larimichthys crocea (large yellow croaker), 2616 nucleotides. RefSeq names its product KH domain containing, RNA binding, signal transduction associated 1a (gene khdrbs1a). Gene Ontology annotation, molecular function: poly(A) binding; mRNA binding. The transcript is spliced from 9 exons. NCBI's taxonomy places the organism in Eukaryota, Metazoa, Chordata, Actinopteri, Sciaenidae. The record is from RefSeq and is a predicted model, not a curated record. Gene Ontology annotation, biological process: regulation of alternative mRNA splicing, via spliceosome. Gene Ontology annotation, cellular component: nucleus. The coding region runs from base 305 to 1435 and encodes 376 amino acids.
CGUCACUGCCUCCUCCCGUGCUCCAUCACACUCAAAUGCAGCUGCGCCAUUCCUCCUUUGUCCAUUGAGGAGAGCUAAGCGGCUCGCAGCUGAAACAUACCGGGAGGGUGUUUGCAACGUGACCGGGGUUUUUUUGUUUUUUAUACGCCACAAGUCGGACACUGUUGUUUGCAUCCACGUAGCUUGCAGUUUUUUUUUGCUUUAAAGCGAAGCUAACACACACACAGCAGACGCUUUGCUCGUUGUUCUCGCCGUGCUAAGCUACGAAAUCUGAGUCCGCCGCGAGAAAAAAAGAAAAAUCAAAAUGGAAGAGACCAAAUACCUCCCGGAGCUCCUGGCUGAAAAGGACAGCUUGGAUUCAUCGUUCACACACGCCAUGAAACUCAUUUCUGCAGAGAUUGAGAGGAUCCAGAAAGGUGAAACCAAGAAAGAGCCAGAGAAGGAAACAUAUCUGGACUUAUUUGCUACAAAGAAUCUCAAGCUCAAAGAGAGAGUACUCAUUCCUACCAAGCAGUAUCCGAGGGUCAACUUCGUUGGUAAGCUUUUGGGACCUCAGGGAAGCACAAUCAAGAGACUUCAAGAAGAAACUGGUGCCAAGAUUUCAGUUCUGGGUAAAGGGUCCAUGAGGGACAAGAAUAAGGAGGAAGAGCUGAGGAAGGGUGGUGAGGCCAAAUAUGCUCACCUGGCCAUGGAGCUGCAUGUAUUCAUUGAGGUGAUGGCACCCAUACCAGAAGCCUAUAUGCGCAUGGCUCACGCAAUGGAGGAAGUCAAGAAGUUCCUUAUCCCGGAACCUGGUGAGCACGACCCGUACAUGGACCCUCACUUCCUCAAUGGAUCCCAGGAUGGUUCUGGCAGGGGGAGAGGUGGUCACCUAGGACGGGGCAGGGGUGGACCACCUGGUGCUGGAGGACCAAGGGGGCGAGGAAUGCCACGUGGAGGCCCUCGAGGAGCAAUGCGUGGUGGAGCUCCACGGGGUGGACUGGGGGGUCGGGGCAGCGCUCCUAGAGGCGCACCAUCUGGUAGGGGUGGACCACCUUCUACUCCUAACAGAGGAGGCUCAGCUCCCCGCUCUAGACCCCCUGCAGCAGGCGCUCCAAGAAUGCUCCCCUCUGCAGCCAUGUCCCACCAGCAACACCAGGGUCCCCCUUCAGGGUCACAGCCCAAAGCUGAUGGCUAUGAGGACUAUCCUCCAUAUGAAGAAUCAUAUGCAGAGCCUGCCUAUGAAGGAUAUGACAAUUACUACAGUCAGCAGUCUGCACCUGCGGAUACUGAAUAUUAUGACUAUGGACAUGGAGAGGCCCAGGAACAGGCAUAUGAGCCUUAUGCUCAAGAUGACUGGGACAACUCUUGGUCCAACUCCGGGGCUGGAGGAAAAGCUCCAAUGUCCAGGCAGACAAAGGGAUCGUACAGAGAGCAUCCAUAUGGAAGAUACUGAACGGCUACUGGUAGAGAGUUGCUACAGCAACUGUCUCAGAUUGUAACUCUCUGAACUUUUCAAAAGUAAUUUCCCACUCGUCUGCUCCUUAUUUUUUUUAUGGUUUAUUUUAUUAUUUUUGUUUUUUAAACUCGGUAGAGACGUUUUGUUGGCUGUAUCAUAGACUGCGAGAGAAGAAACAAGAUCGCAACGUUUUUCAUUGUUUACCUGUUUCCAUUAUAUAUGUUUUCAGUGCGUAGUUGGCAGUUAAGGUCCUAGUGACAUAAACCUAACAAAGGAACAAGAGUGACAUUUUAGUGAUAUUUUGAUGGUUAUCGUUUUCAACUAAUUGUUUCUGAACAAAAAUGUGAUUGUGGCGAUAAACUCCUCUCACGUAGGCUGCAUUUUUAAAAAGUCCUUCAUGACUGGACAAAAAUUACUCACAUUGCCUCAAUGUAAUUUUGCUAUAACUAGAAUAGAUCUGGUUCCAAACUCAAAUACUGAACCGUUUUGAUUUAAAAACAAAAGUCUCAUAUGUUUGUUUAUACUAAAUUACAAAUCUAGCCUUGUGUGAAGUAACUGAAACCUAAAAUACCAUUUGAAACCAAUUUGACAGAAAAAUGCUUCCAUUUUUGCCGCCCUUUACAGUUGGUGUUUCAUGAUCUGUCGUACUAUUGCUUGCAAAAAAACGUCGCUCAUGAUCGACUAAUUCUUGUAAAGCUUGAAGGAUUAAUGAUUAUAAUUAACGAUCCUCACUCUGUAAGAAAGGCUGCAGCCAAUUCAAUAUUUUGUACAUAACCUUAGGACAACUGUGUAUGCUUUAAGCCGUGUCGUCUCCAAAAUGCAUAAUGCUUGUGUACCUUUUGGCUAAAUAGGAUACUAAAUAUAUCCCAAAAAUGUUUUUCUGCAGUGCGUGUUUCAAUAAAGUUUCUAGUUUCUUUUUAAUCAAUCUAAACAUGGUAUUUUGCCUUUGUUGUACCAAAGGAAUGCCUUCGGUUUGUGAAAGUGGUCUUCAGUGGUUUCUCAACGCUGAAUGAGCUGUAUGUAUACACGUCAGCCUGACGACAAACAAACAAAAGCAGUGUUUUGACAAUGAGCCUUCUCCUCUUCGUCUGUCUUCAAAACUACUCUAAAUGACACUUGUAAUGUCACCUUCAAAAACAAAUAAAGCUCAUCAUUCCUUGAGGUCAUGUGCUGCCAAA